AUGGAGAUCCAGUACGAGAGCACGGGCCACCAGAACCACUACAUGUACUUCAGGCGGCUAGCGGAUGGCGAGAUGAUAAUCGGCACGAAGAACCUCGUUCACAAAGUGCACCACCGCUUCGACAUCAAGCUGAAAGGCAACAUUACUAUGGGUCGCGGCGUUCAUAUCAUUAGAUUCCAACACAAGAGCGACGGUAUGCUCGGGUUCACCGUCGACGAUAAUGUAGAGAAGGUAGCCGAGCAGGUCCGCUGCGCUGAAAUGAUCACAUGCUCCCGUGUCAAGCACGGCGUGCCAUUCUUCGACGAACCGAACUCGACCGAUAUGAUGAACUUCAAGGUUUACGAGCUCCACCACGGCUGCGACGAUCCUAAGGUUAUGUUUGAACAGAUCUCCAAAAACAGGGGCGAUAAUUACACUCUACCACCGUUUGCAUUUAUUGGGACAGGCGGCGAGGUCAUCUUCAGCGGAAAGUUCCACGGGCGCACGGUCCCUACCGCCAAGAUUCCCGUGCUCUAUGGCGGCAAGAUGGCUGCCGCCCUGCAGGGCGCGCCGUUCGACCGCCAGGGUUGGGUGGUGCUCAAAUUCUACACCACCAAGAUCACCAUCGCCGUGGUCGAUUCGAAAAGGCAGGCGCCCUUGGUCAUUUCACGCUUCAUCAGGAAAGCCGACGGUUCGGUCGAUCCGAAUGAUAAGGGGUUGGUCAGAGCCAUCAGCAUCGGCCGCAACUUCCAAGUUAACAACGUCUUCGUGUACGGCGGCAUGACCCUCAACCCUAUACAGCCUCGGCCAUGAUGGCGCACAAGCUCAACUACAUGCAACACCAGCGCCGACACAUACUUGCAUUCCACAUUUUCUAAUUUUGCCAACACAAUGCUCAGACUCACUGAUGGCGGAAAUAAAUCGUCCUUGCACUGCUCAUUAAAACAAACUUUUGUUGGGCGAGUUGAUUGAUACUUGGGAAAGCCAUUGUAAUGCAAAUGAGAUGGGCACAAAG
Messenger RNA from Dermacentor silvarum, 994 nucleotides. RefSeq lists its product as uncharacterized. Bases 1 to 792 code for a protein of 263 amino acids. The record is from RefSeq and is a predicted model, not a curated record. The transcript is spliced from 5 exons. NCBI's taxonomy places the organism in Eukaryota, Metazoa, Arthropoda, Arachnida, Ixodida, Ixodidae.